AUGGCACACUGCAGAUCAAGCUGCCUCGUACCACUGUCGCAAGUGCCGGAGGGGACGAUUCCAAAGGCACUCCCAACGAGAGAUGGCAUUCCGAGCCAUGAGUCGUACGAGGUGGUGUUAAGCUACACCGUUGACAGCCCGUUCAAGGCGUGCCCCGAGAGUGAACCGCUGCCGUCACCCCACGCUGAUCUGCUGAGGAUCAUCAACAGCCCUGCGUACACCAAUGAGAAUCAUACCACGUCGGUGCACUCGCAGGAUGGUCCUACCUGCGAGAGGCUGCAGGCUUCGGGCAUCGCAGUUCUGCAUACGCCCAAGAAAAUGGACGCCACACCCGAACUCCGUCCAACUAUGACCCCGCAGGCGCCUCCGGAUGCGGAGUUCACCAACUCGGCGAAUAGGAUGGCGGACAGCGAGAUUCAAAGGCUUACCAUGCGUGGCAUCAUUGGCAAAAGGGCGGUGAAUGUGGACGUCUCCACGAUCGAGAGAAGGAUAAUGUCAAAGGUGCUGCAGGAUGCUGAGGCGCGGCAGGUCAUCGUGACCUUCGUGCGAGAUCGGGAUGACUGCGAUGAGGACGACCACGACGAAGUUGAUCACGAAUUCGAAAUGGUAAACGCGAGCGGAAGUCGCAGUAUAAACCUUAACGACUCGCUGGGGUACGCUCUGGACCGUAUCGACGGCAACCUGUUCGACGUGCCGUCGCCCAAAACGCCGAUAAACGCAUCGAUUCCGGUUGACACAAGCGACAUCGACUGGUUUAACUCGACCAUGAGGUUCAACAAAAUAAAGGAGUACAAAAAACACGCGAUACCGUUCUCCGGCAGUGACAACUAUUACCACGGGGCGACCAGCUGCACAAUGACCGACUCGGAGUACAACAGAAAUAAGGGCACGUUAUUCAAGGACUCGCCAAAAAGAGAUGAGUAUGACGACGACUACGACGAUGAAAGUGAUGAUCUCAUGGAGCCUCCGGCUGAAAUCACGACGGCUGGAGACCAGACGCACGCAGUGAUGUCCCCCAUAGAGCCGCAAUUGAAUUUUUUAAAGAAGCGGAAACGUGAAAAAACGGAACACAGAGAACAGCUGUCUUCGGAUGGAGCGAUGACGAGCAAGUCGCUCUCGAGGGAUUCUACCACCUCCAGCAUUUCGGAGGGCUCUGGACAACUAUCGCAUCGCCAACGUGUUAGAAGGCAUAUAUCGCAUGACAACUGCAACAUCAUGAUUGACGAGUACAAGAAUCAUCCCGACUAUGAGGAGGAUUCGGACUCUUCGCCGCAAAUGUUGCUGUCCGACAUGCGUGCCGAACACAGCAACACGUCGUUGGACCGGUCGCUUUCGCACUCCCGACACGAAGGCUCAGGUUCGCUCCCGCGAGAUUGUUCAGUUUCCAACGAGGGUAUUUCUAAACGUGGUAGGUUGGUGGAAAGUCGUCGAUCGGCCGAGUCUAAUGGCGGUGUGAAGGCACUGCGGUCUAAGCACGGAACCGACCGCGUGUUCGAUAACGCACUGCUGAAUAACAAAGACUGGUCGUCGGAGACCUGGGGUUCCUUUAUCAACGUGAUCCUCAGCCGCACGUGCACGCUUGGCCACGGGUCCUUUUCUACGGUGACAUUUGCAUUCCUCAGGCUGACGCCCUCUCUGGCGAUGAACGGUGGGCGCCCGAAUUCCAGCUGCAGCAAUGAAAACAUAGCCAUGGCACUGAAGGAGUACAACGCUGCAGCAUACAGGGAUAGCAAUCGGACAACGUCCGAGAGUGAAGAUGAAACUUUUAAUGGCCAAACCGCAACGGACUCACGAAGUGCACCCACCGAUCCAAAGUCGGGGAAUGCUACCGGGAACAACGGCGAAGGCGACAUUAUCGACCAAAUGUGCAGCGUGGUCAGCGGGCACUGCAGCAGAUGCGCAAACGUCCGUGCUAUCGACUGUGCAGUGAAGUCGAUCAACGAUGUCUUCCCACAAGCUCGUUUCCAGUAUAUCCGGGAGAAGGAGAUGAUGUUGCAUUUCAACGCGAACGUCCUGAAGCCCCUGGCUUGUCGCCAUCACAACACGGACGGCAACAGGUCAUACCAAUUGUUGAUGCCUAAAGCCCAGGGCGACUUGCUGGAUAUGCUCAAGCGUCUGGUGAAGCACCGCACGAAUACUUGCACAAGCCAAGUCUACAUUGCCAGCCAGUCCACUGGCAAGCAGGAAAGGAAGAUAAUCGGGCUCAACGAAACCGAGGUGAAGUUCCUCUUCUACCAGGUUUUGUCGGGGCUGGCGUUCAUUCAGAUGUGCUUCCAGGGCAACAUCCACCGGCAUUCCGACAUCAAGCUUCAGAAUAUCCUGGUGUUGUGUCGCGAUGAGGACCAGCUCAACCCGAUGCGAUGGCGCCUGUGUCUCGCGGACUUUGGAUGUUCCAUCAUGCUUCACCCCACGCAACACCUGGAGGGAGCAGGUCUAUUCCGCACCCUGCAUGACAGCUUAUCCAAGGAGUGGCGCACGCACGUAUGUAAUCAGCUGACGUCGUUUGUACGGGGCACUGUGCGCAGUAACGCUCCGGAGGCGCUCUCAUACGACCGACACGGGAAGCCGCGCAGCAAUCACAACGACCGCCUUUUGACGGCGUAUAAGCGAAGGAGGUUACGCAUGUCGUAUAUGAACAAGGACCAGCUCCCGAUGCCUCGCGUGUGGGUCCAGGGUAACGUGAGCGAAGAAAUGAAACGCCUACCUCCGCGGAGCGCCAUCCGUGUCCCUGGAGUGCGUGAAACCGACACUGCGGAAUACUACACCGUGGACAUGCACGCUGAUAUGUGGUCCGCAGGGAUAGUGCUGGCUGAACUGGCUAAGUUCGGCGGGCCGAAUCCUUGCAGUGACGAUAGUCGUAGCCCGAACGAUUCCUCGAAAAGCAAGGGCGACACACUGCCUGCGGACUACGUGAAUCAGAGGCUGAAUGGGACUCUUGGGCGUGGCAUAUUCUGCAGGAACAAUGCCGUUGUUAAACUUAAAAUGCAGUUGGAGGCCGCACGCGAGAAGGGUGGCCCAAAGGCCUCCCUUAAGGUGGCUGCGAACGAUAAGGCGCAGCAGAACAGCAACCAGGCUGCUCUCACGGACGAGAACCUCAACAUGGCACUGGCUACCGACAUCGCCGCCAAGUGUGAUCAGGAGACCGUCAUGCGCGUGCGGAAGCUGAAGCGGGAGUAUUGCUGGUGGGAGUAUCCAAAGUUCUCAAGUGGUUUCUGGAGCCUUCUGGCGAACCUCCUGUCGUAUGACCCGGCCGAGCGCUACAUUGCGGCCGAGGCGAUGGGGCACGCAUGGUUCGAAUCAUCAGACGGUGACUCGAGACCCAUCUUCGACGACAUCGACGCACUCAUGGCUGAACAACAUCAACACCUUCCGAUGGAGCACUUCUUCUACAUCGGGUCUUCUUUGUCGCUGCACAGCGGCUACAGGAAGGGCCCGUGUAAUAAUGAAUCGUCUCCUUUCACGGUCAAGCGUGAGGCGCUCAUGCACGUAGAAAACAGCGAUGUUGCACUGGAGAGCGUAGGGGAUUACGGCAAGGCGGGGCGAACGUCACACGCAUGGUUCGCCGGACCGCUUCAUUUCCGCCUGCGAGAAUUGCACGAGCCCGGCGUGGAUUUGCCGGACUACGUGGCCCAGAUCUGCCAGCGUGAAACGAUAGUUCUGGAAUCACGUGAGAAGGAGCUAUUCGGCACGCACGGUUUCGUGCUGGCGCAGCUGCUGGCACUGAGACGCCGCUACAUGUUCUCGUGGAGCGAGAUGAUGUCGGCGAGAGCAGUUCACUUGCUCGGCAAGAGCCUGAUGCUGCGUGACUACGCGCAGCGUUAG
Molecule: messenger RNA, 3822 nt
Organism: Babesia bigemina
Lineage: Eukaryota; Apicomplexa; Aconoidasida; Piroplasmida; Babesiidae
Product: protein kinase domain containing protein, putative
Exons: 1
Coding region: 1-3822 (1273 amino acids)
Biological process (GO): protein phosphorylation; intracellular signal transduction
Cellular component (GO): nucleus; cytoplasm
Molecular function (GO): ATP binding; protein serine/threonine kinase activity
Source: RefSeq, a predicted model, not a curated record